Suillus subaureus is the source of this 506-nucleotide messenger RNA. RefSeq lists its product as uncharacterized. The transcript is spliced from 2 exons. The coding region runs from base 180 to 443 and encodes 87 amino acids. NCBI's taxonomy places the organism in Eukaryota, Fungi, Basidiomycota, Agaricomycetes, Boletales, Suillaceae. The record is from RefSeq and is a predicted model, not a curated record.
UAGUUGAUGAGUUGGAAUGAGCGGUUGUUGCUUGCUUGGGCCUUGCAGCGCUUUUCUUGAUGGGUUUAGCUUUGGUAUAAAUCUUAUUAUUGUGCAGUUUGUAAUAAUACAAAGUGAAAUAUAGAUGCCUGCUAUGUAACCUAUACUUCAAUGUUCAAACGUUGAGUGGUCAACCGGUCAUGACUCGUUGCAAGUCUUAUAGUACGACAUCAGAAAUCAGUCUCGUUAUCAUCCUCGUGCGGUUAGGCUAUGUUUCGGCGCUCCAAGUUAGGCGGACAGUCGUUCAUUCCCGAUACUUCUGCUCUCGGUCCUGGAAUCGAGGAAUCAGAUCAAUCAAGUGUGACAUUUCAUUUCCGCAUCGUUGCCGUUGUCCAAGCAUUGUGAUUACCACACGAACGCUCCCUCGAAAAAACGAUGGAAAGACACCGAAUCAUGCUAACUGAAAGGCGCAGUAUCCCCGCGGCCUCAAACGAUGUCGUGCUUGCAACACAGGCAGGCAGUAGCCU